Messenger RNA from Scylla paramamosain (green mud crab), 2862 nucleotides. Its product is annotated as putative ammonium transporter 3. Gene Ontology annotation, cellular component: plasma membrane. Lineage: Eukaryota; Metazoa; Arthropoda; Malacostraca; Decapoda; Portunidae. The coding region runs from base 105 to 2018 and encodes 637 amino acids. The transcript has 14 exons. The record is from RefSeq and is a predicted model, not a curated record. Gene Ontology annotation, molecular function: ammonium channel activity. Gene Ontology annotation, biological process: ammonium homeostasis; ammonium transmembrane transport.
GUUGUGACAGCGGCUGUGUUGACCCUGUAGGUGAAGCCGAUUACAACUUCAUACUCAAGUGGCAAGUUUGAUUUGACCUUGUGGCAAGACUGACACUAAGACUGAUGGAGGAGACACCUGCAUGCUGUGAUAGCCCCACGCCUCCGCCCGUAACGACACCGCCGGUACCGCCGCCACAGGAUCCCGGCGUGCUGAACAGCCUGGACUCCUCUCAGCUCAUGGAGGAGAUUGCCAACCUCUCCAAACAGCUACUGCAGGACGACAACAGAGACACCAUCGCACUGGCUAAUGGCAUUCUCAACCUCACGGGCAACUUCAUGGCGGUCAACGGGAGCGACUUGGCGAUAAUCGGGGACCUGAAUGUGACGUACAACGACAACGUGACUCAGAGGACCCUGCUGGCCAACACCACCUACUUCAGCAACGCUACCUCGAGGGGCGGCGGCGUCCAGUUCGAUGGAGAUGAUGGUUUCGGCAAUGAUGCGGCGUGGAUUCUUACUGCCACCUUCAUUAUCUUCACUAUGCAGUCCGGGUUCGGCUUGCUGGAGUCAGGGUGCGUGUCCAUGAAGAACGAGACGAACAUCAUGGUAAAGAACGUGGUGGACGUGGUUCUCGGGGGCUUCACCUACUGGCUCUUCGGGUAUGCCUUUUCUUUCGGCAAGUCAGAGUGGACGACUCCCUUUUGUGGUUGGGGAGACUUCGCUAUCAACCCAGACGAGGCAACCAUGGGGAAGGUCUACACCACCUUCUUCUUUCAGAUGUCCUUCGCCACCACCGCCACCACCAUUGUGUCUGGCGCCAUUGCUGAAAGGUUCAACUUCGUGGCGUACGUGAUCUUCUCGGCGGUAAACACAGUGGUCUACUGCAUCCCCGCCGGCUGGAUCUGGGCCGAGCAUGGCUUCCUGUUCCAGCUAGGCGUGGUGGACAUCGCUGGCUCCUGUGGCGUCCAUCUCUGCGGGGGCGCUUCUGCUCUAGUGGCCUCUAAGAUGGUGGGUCCCAGGAUCGGACGGUAUGACGACGGGGAAGCCUCGCUGCCCAUGGGAUCACCCACCAACGCCAUCCUGGGCAUGUUCAUGUUGUGGUGGGGCUGGCUCGGCUUCAACUGCGGCAGCACCUUCGGGAUUAACGGACACCUGUGGAAGUACGCAGCUCGCACGGCCGUCACCACCAUACAGUCGAGCAUCGGGGGCGGCCUGGCGGGGAUGAGCCUCUCCUGGUACAAGAAUCACCGUCUGGAAGUAGGAGACGUGGUAAACAGUGUGCUGGGGGCGCUGGUCUCUAUCACGGCCGGGUGCGCCCUCUUCACUUCCUGGGAGGCUCUCUUCAUUGGCCUCGUGGGCGGACUGAUAGCCGUGUUGGGGAUGCCGCUCUUAGAUAAGCUCCAUAUUGAUGACCCAGUUGGCGCGGUCUCUGUACACGGUCUCUGCGGCAUCUGGGCAAUGGUGUCUAUUGGGCUUUUCGUGCAGGCCGACUCUCUCCAGCAUAUGACUGGCGGGUAUUCGGGCCUCUUCAGGGGCGGAGGGUUCUAUCUGCUCGGUAUACAAUCCCUGGCCUGUCUAUGCAUCAUCACCUGGUCCACGUCUGUCACCUUCAUCAUUCUCUUCCUUAUCGACAAGUUCCUUAUGGGGAUCCGCAUGAGUGAAUGGGAGGAGCUGGUGGGAGCUGACUUCGCGGAGCACGGCAUCAGGCGGCGCAACGUUGGGGUGUCCAGAGCCGUGUCUGUAUUGGGUCUGCAGCACAACGGCUUCGACUACAGCGACAUCUUGCCCCAGGGAGACAAUCCAUGUCACGUGAAGGUGCUGAGUAACCUCGACAUGUUGAGUUCGCGCCGCGGCUCCACUCUGUCCAAGGCUGUGGAACAGGUGACGACUAAAAGUUUCAAGACGAGGCUACUGCCCUCAUUCCUCCUCAACGGGAAAUCCAAAGACUCCAAAAACCGCAAGGAAAGAAACGAAUUCUUUAACAACAACCAGGUUACGCCCCUUGAUAACUCUAACACUUACUCAGCAUGGCAGUGAGCGACGCAUUGCAAGUCCUUCAAAACUCGCUAACAUUACUCAUGUCUGCCACUGGCCCGGUGAUUGAGAUGGAAUAUUAUUAUUAUUAUUAUUAUUAUUAUUAUUAUUAUUAUUAUUAUUGUUAUUAUUAUUAUUAUUAUUUAAAUGACUAUUUACUAAUUUCGCUCCUAAUGUUGAAUUAUAUGUUUACAGUUUAUCCCACUGAUCAUGAAGUAAAUCAUAUCUAGCAAUCUAAUUUAUGGAAGUUCGAUAAAGUUUAUUUGAGUCUUCCUUCAUUUAUAGUUCAGGUUGUGGUGUUGUGUUAUAUUGUAAUGGAUCUUUCUAAAUCAAUGCAUAUAUUUUAUGCCACGAGUGAAGCGCGGUAUGGCAAGACAAGACAUACAUUUUGGCAGAUAAGAUUAGAAGAACGAAUGACUCAAAGGAAUACGGGUAGAAUGAAAAAGAAAGAGCAUAAAUCAAAAUUACACGAGGAAGUGCCGUUACAAAUGCAAAACCCCGACUGCCAUGGCAACGCAACAUUAAGUACAUCGCCCCCUCCCGCUCUUCAAGGCCCAUGGCGAAGGAAAGAGGGACGCACAAAUCAGUACUGUAGCUCAGGAUGAAGAAAGCAAUAUAUACAAGUUGUUUUAAUAGAAUAGCUCAUAAUUCUUUAAGUAAAGUGUUAUUAUUAUUACCGCAGAGUUCUAGACGUUGAUUUUACGAUUAGUUUUGAAUUUAUUGGUAAUAUUGGUUCUGUAGUAGUAAUAGACUUAUAUAAGACUAUACUGUAUUGUACAAUAUAGGUUGUGACACUUUUGUAGAUUUAUUAGUGAGAAUACAUAGUGUGUGUCGUGUCUAUGUGGAC